AGAUGCUUUCCCUGCGCUGCGACCACCCUGUGCUUGGCCCAGGUCUCCCGGAGGCGUCCAGGCGUGCAGGGGGACAGAAGAGGGUGCGCCCCAACGGAUCCCUUCUCGGCCUCUGGACUUGAGCUGGCCGGUCCGGGGCUUGCAGACCUCCGGGAGGACCUGCGGGGCUAAGCGACGAUCAGGAGGCCAGGCCAGGGCAGAGGACCGCCGAGGGCCACCGCGGAAGGCGCAGUCGGCUGCGUCCAGGCUCGCGCCGGCGCGGGCGAAGACUCCAAAUUGGGCAAGCUGUGGACGCAGCUCUGCGCAUGUGCAGGAAGCGCCGGAGUUUCACUUUGUAACUUUUAAGUGGUCGGAACACGCCCCGCCUGGCUGGGUCCCGCCAGACACGCCGCCACCGCAGGAAAGUCUACAGGCUGGUACCCCAGGACUUGCUGGUCAGGAAAGCCCUGCAGGAAAUGAGUGUUAGUUCUGAGGCCUGGCCCUUCGCAGCUUGGGAGGUACCGGGGCUGCUUUUGCCUUUGCCAGAGACAGCUCCAACUGAGGACCUCCCCAACGGGUCCAUCCACAGUCCUUCCUUCCCCUAGCGUCUGAUCUGCCAGUGGCUUCUGCAGGAGUGACUUUCCCAACAUGAGUCCUGGAGGCUAGAGGAGCUUUAGGACUUCUUAAGCCAGCAGCUGCACCAACUCUGUCCCUCCCUUACUCCAUGUCACCCCCUCUGGGGAUCUGUCCACUGUGUCCUGGAUGAGCCAUCCACUCUGACCAUCUGAUCCCCCGAGAUUGUCCCAUAAUGGAGCCAUUCUCUGUGGACACCGCCAGGCACUCAGAGGUCCAAUGUCUGGCUCUCCUGGACUCCUUGCUGCUGGCUCCCUGUGCCCGACCAGUCCCUGGGGAAAUGCCCACCUUUGGUUCUGCCAGCACUGGUGGGAACCUGCAAGAAAUUUGAGCCCUGAACAUCUGUCUGCCUCGUUCUGUUGUCCUGUGCUCCAGGGAAGACAGGCACGAUGGCGGACUCCCCAUUCCUGGAGCUGUGGCAGUCCAAGGCCGUGUCCAUCAGGGAGCAGCUGGGCCUCGGGGACCAGCCCAAUGACUCCUAUUGCUACAACUCGGCCAAAAACAGCACCGUGCUCCAGGGAGUCACCUUUGGUGGCAUCCCCACUGUCCUGCUCAUAGACGUCAGCUGCUUCCUGUUCUUAAUCUUGGUGUUUUCCAUUAUAAGAAGAAGAUUCUGGGACUAUGGCCGCAUUGCUCUGGUGUCAGAAGCAGACAGCGAGUCCAGAUUUCAGAGAUUGUCAUCGACUUCCUCCUCAGGGCAACAAGACUUUGAAAAUGAGCUGGGAUGCUGUCCCUGGCUGACUGCCAUCUUCCGUCUGCAUGAUGACCAGAUCCUGGAAUGGUGUGGGGAGGACGCCAUCCACUACCUGUCCUUCCAGAGGCACAUCAUCUUCCUGCUGGUGGUGGUCAGCUUUUUGUCCCUAUGUGUCAUCCUGCCCGUCAACCUCUCAGGCGACUUGCUGGACAAAGACCCAUACAGUUUUGGGAGGACGACAAUAGCAAACCUGCAGACUGACAAUGACCUCAUUUGGCUGCAUACCAUCUUUGCUGUCAUUUACCUCUUCCUCACCGUGGGCUUCAUGCGGCACCACACUCAGUCCAUUAAGUACAAAGAGGAGAACCUGGUGAGGCGGACCCUGUUCAUCACAGGACUCCCCAGAGAUGCCAGGAAGGAGACUGUGGAGAGCCACUUCCGGGAUGCGUACCCCACGUGUGAGGUGGUUGAUGUCCAGCUGUGCUACAACGUGGCCAAACUGAUCUACCUGUGCAAGGAGAGAAAGAAGACUGAGAAGAGCCUGACCUAUUACACGAACCUGCAGGUGAAGACAGGCCAGCGGACCCUCAUCAACCCCAAGCCCUGUGGCCAGUUUUGCUGCUGCGAAGUGCUGGGCUGUGAGUGGGAAGACGCCAUCCCUUACUAUACGCGGAUGAAGGACAGGCUGCUGGAGAGGAUCACAGAGGAAGAAUGCCACGUCCAGGACCAGCCCCUGGGAAUGGCCUUUGUCACCUUCCAGGAGAAGUCCAUGGCCACCUACAUCCUGAAAGAUUUCAAUGCCUGCAAGUGUCAGAGCCUUCAGUGCAAAGGUGAGCCCCAGCCGUCCUCCCAUAGCAGAGAGCUCUGUACCUCCAAGUGGACAGUCACCUUUGCCGCUGACCCUGAGGACAUCUGCUGGAAGAACCUCUCUAUCCAGGGCCUCCGCUGGUGGCUACAGUGGCUGGGCAUCAACUUCACCCUCUUCCUGGGGCUGUUUUUCCUGACCACACCCUCCAUCAUCCUGUCCACCAUGGACAAGUUUAAUGUCACCAAACCCAUCCAUGCGCUGAAUAACCCGAUCAUCAGCCAGUUCUUCCCCACCCUCCUGCUCUGGUCCUUCUCGGCUCUGCUCCCCUCCAUUGUCUACUACUCUACACUGCUGGAGUCUCACUGGACCAAGUCAGGGGAAAACCAGAUCGUGAUGACCAAAGUCUACAUAUUCUUGAUCUUCAUGGUGCUGAUCCUGCCCUCCCUGGGUCUCACCAGUCUAGACUUUUUCUUCCGGUGGCUCUUUGACAAAACUUCCUCGAAGGCUUCCAUCAGGUUGGAGUGUGUCUUCCUGCCUGACCAGGGCGCCUUCUUUGUGAACUACGUCAUCGCCUCGGCCUUCAUCGGCAAUGGCAUGGAGCUGCUGCGGCUGCCAGGCCUCAUCCUCUACACCUUCCGCAUGAUCAUGGCCAAGACGGCUGCCGACCGCAGGAAUGUCAAGCAGAACCAGGCCUUCCAGUACGAGUUUGGAGCCAUGUAUGCGUGGAUGCUGUGUGUCUUCACUGUCAUCAUGGCCUACAGCAUCACCUGUCCCAUCGUUGCGCCAUUUGGCCUCAUCUACAUCCUGCUCAAGCACAUGGUGGACCGGCACAACCUCUACUUCGUCUACCUCCCAGCCAAGCUGGAGAAGGGGAUACACUUUGCUGCUGUGAACCAGGCCUUGGCAGCCCCCAUCCUAUGCCUCUUCUGGCUCUACUUCUUUUCCUUCCUGCGCCUGGGUAUGAAGGCCCCUGCCACUCUGUUCACCUUCCUGGUGCUGCUGCUCACCAUCCUGGUCUGCCUGGCUCACACCUGCUUUGGAUGCUUCAAGCACCUCAGCCCUCUGAACUACAAAACAGAAGAGCCUGCAAGUGACAAAGGAAGUGAGGCAGAGGCCCACAUGCCUCCAUCGUUCACACCCUAUGUGCCUCGGAUUCUGAACGGCUUGGCCUCGGAGAGGACAGCACUGUCUCCGCAGCAGCAGCAGACCUAUGGUGCCAUCCACAACAUCAGCGGGACUAUCCCUGGACAGUGCUUGGCACAGAGCUCCAUGGGCAGUGUGGCUGCUGCCCCACAGGAGGCCUGAGGCCGGGUCUCACUGCUCUAAAAAGACACAACCAGAAUGGCCUGGGUCUCAGGCCCUUGGCUGAGCGGGAAUGUGUUGGGACUGCCCAGCUGAGCCAUCAGGUGCCCAUCUUUUCUGGUCCCAGCAGUGGUGAGGGGAGCACAUGCAGGCCUCGCCCCUACCUUGCUCACCCAGUUCCCCCUCUGGCACAAGCUUGUGGCUCUGCAGCUGGGGUGACAUCCCCAGUGGUUUGUCGCCAAGACCAUGUGGUGGACUUUUCGCCCCCCAAACUGAUGAGUCUGGGAGAAUAUAUGGAGAGAGAGAUGUAACAAGGGGAAGGCCUCCUCCCUUCUGAUCACACACACAACCGAUAACCAAAGAGAUGCUGCAGUCCAGGUCUGAGAUGAGCUGGCGUCCAGCUCCCUGUUCCAUGGCCAGUCCCUCCCCAACCCGGCAGCCCCUCCAGGCUACACCCAGGAGUGAGCUAUGGGGAGCAGGCUGGGAGGCGGCCAGUGCUCCAGCCAGCUGUGCACACACCUCUGUAUCCCACUACAGUUCUGUGUUUUUGUAUCAUGUCAGGGACACCCCAUAACAGGCAGGGACAAGGACCACUCAUAAUGUGCCCACUGGACCACAGUUAAGAUCCAGCCUCUCCCACCUCUUCAGGGCUGAGUGCAUGAGUCUGCACCUCCAGGCAGGCUCUGUGCAGUACUCACCCUCUGUCUGCUCCCUCCAAGGUGUGGGGGUGGGCAGUGCUCAGGGCCUCCUCGGAACCAAAGGACAGCAUGGUUGGCACAGAGGGGGUGCCUGGGCUGGGUGCAGGGCCAUCCCAUUGUCCUAGAGCUGUGGCUCUGGCAGGAAGGAGGGGCUGUCCCUCUUCUCCCUCCUGGAGAUUCCAGGGGAUGGGAUGCAACUUAAGACUUCUGCCUGAGAAGCCUCCUCCCUGCUACCUCCAGGGGGCACCAAGGCACAAGCCUGUGCCGUGGGGGUGGGAGGGGGUGCGGAAGAGCAGGUCCAGGCUCCUUCCAGCCCAAUUGGGCCAGGGCCUUGGCACCUCUGCAGGCCCUGCCUGUGCCUGUCCGCUGACCUAGUGGGCCUGGGCUUUCUGACUCAGGGACCCUGUUGACGCUGACUUGCGCCUGCAGUGGCGGCCAAUGCCGCCUCUGCUCCAAGCUGCCCCUGUGCUGGGAGGGGUGGGGGCGGUGCCAUUGGUCUGGUGCAGCACAGCCCUGGCCAGUGGCCUCAUCCUCAAUGGGCCUCCUGUGCCUCUGCCAGCAAGGAGGGGCCUGCCAGCUCUGCUUGGACAGGGGGCCCCAUGUGGGGUCAGGGCAUGCUUAUGUCACUGGGUUCCAGCCGCUGUUAGAAGUAAAGUCAUUUAUCAUCAA
This is a messenger RNA of Mandrillus leucophaeus (drill), 4783 nucleotides long. It is a transcript of the gene TMEM63A, whose product is annotated as transmembrane protein 63A. Gene Ontology annotation, cellular component: plasma membrane. Gene Ontology annotation, molecular function: nucleic acid binding; calcium-activated cation channel activity. The record is from RefSeq and is a predicted model, not a curated record. NCBI's taxonomy places the organism in Eukaryota, Metazoa, Chordata, Mammalia, Primates, Cercopithecidae. Bases 1002 to 3419 code for a protein of 805 amino acids. The transcript has 25 exons.